UCUCUCUCCCUCUUUCUCUCCGUGCUGUCCCUGCUCUCUUAGCUCUCUCUCUCUCUCUUCCCUCAAAGGAUUCGAAAUUCUCCACCAGAUUUAGCUUAAGAACACUCAGUCUCACACACAACUGGCAUUGUCUAGGAUCGGCCGGCUUGGGUGAGGAACAACACGCGGGCUCUCGAACAACAUAACGGGUUUCGGUUGUCAUCUGAAAGACUCAGAGUUCAAAUCCCUUCAUUUCUACUCUGGACCAUCUGGAGUCAGGUUUUUCUCCUCCCCUAUAAGAGUGAGCACUGAGUGGUGACCACAAGUGACCAGUGUCCAGUUUCUGUUAUUUUUAGUCCUGAUUUCCUGAUUUGUGUGUGAGUGAAAAAAAUCAUGGCCAGUUUGAGAGCAUCAAAAUCUGGAUCUGCCAGAGACCAGCAGGCAAAGGU
This is a messenger RNA of Aplysia californica (California sea hare), 428 nucleotides long. Its product is annotated as transgelin-2. The record is from RefSeq and is a predicted model, not a curated record. Gene Ontology annotation, molecular function: protein binding. Lineage: Eukaryota; Metazoa; Mollusca; Gastropoda; Aplysiida; Aplysiidae.